CCAGUGCAUUGAUUAUCAAUAUCGUAAUUCAUUUUUGGGUGAACGCAUUCACCAAUUAGAUUGGCACAAGAAGUUUACUCAGGCGAAAUUUAACGUUGCACAGUGCUAGUCAGUUUAUAAUUCUUUUUUACAUUCUGUGUAUAUUUAAAGACAAGAAGACAUAUCAUAUCUCUAUUUGAUAAAAAAAAAAUUGACAUGCUUGGUCUUUACUCGGUAUAUAUCGUGUUCGCAUUAGGUUUUGAGUUUGUCAAUUCACGGAGCACACGGAUUAGUGGCGGAAGCUAUUCGUGGGAAGGAAGGGUUGAAAUAGAAUUAUACACAACAUCAUGCAACUUUUGGGGAACUUGCGAAAACCACUAUUCUUGGGGUACUGUAUGCGAUGAUGGUUUUGGUAUAGAGGAAGCGCGAGUUGUUUGUCGUUCUAUAGGCUAUCCUGAUGCUGUCCGAACACAAUCUUUUGGGGCUGGAGGUGGUAAUAUCUGGCUUGACGACCUUGGUUGUGGAGGUAGUGAAUCGUAUAUUUGGCAUUGUUCUAACCCGGGAUGGGGAGCACAUAAUUGUGGACAUUCAGAAGAUGCUGGCGUCGUUUGUGAUAUCGACGACUGCAGCUACUACUCUCCUUGCCAAAAUGGCGGAGCUUGUACUGACGGUAUCGCUUCUUAUACUUGUUCAUGUACAACCGGUUACCAUGGAACUGUCUGUGAACAUAUUGAUGAGUGCAGCUCCACCCCUUGUCAACACGACGGAACAUGUACGGACGAUCACUUAAGGUACACUUGUGCAUGUAUUGCAGGAAUUACGGGAACAUAUUGCGAAAUAAAUAUAGACGAAUGUUCGUCUUCACCAUGUCAAAAUGGCGGAGCAUGUAUCGAUGACAUCAACCAAUAUACAUGCCAAUGCACCUCUGGUUGGGAAGGAACGCACUGUGAACUCAACAUCGAUGAGUGUUUAUCUAACCCGUGUCAAAAUGGUGGAACCUGUACCGAUUACAUAGACGGAUACGAGUGCACAUGUGUUGCAUGGUAUUACUCUUUCGACUGCAGUUUGUUAGAUACUUCAUUAACGUUGAAUGAAUUUGUUAAGUAUCCGAAGCAUGCCCUAAUUGACCACGCAUUUGUCAUCGUUCAAGCUCGGAGUGACAUCGAAUGUAUAGUAAAAUGUAAAAAAAGAUCUGACUGUCAGUCAACUAACUACCAGAAAUCAUCUGGGACAUGUGAACUCAACGUAUCGACAAAAACUGAACAUCCUUCAGAUUACCUUUAUUCUCAUGAGCAUGUAUACAUUGAAUAAGAUCGGACAUCUUCGGACUGUCUCUGGAGAAUAAGAUGUCAGUGUGCAAGAAUUGGGAGCUUUUGAUUUGCCAACGAUGUAUCCGUAGAACGAAUUCACUCAUCGGCCGUGACCGUUGUGCGUUCUCUGAAGAACAACGACAAAUCUAGACAACGUUCUCGCAACGCAUGAUAUUACGUUCUAGGUCCAGUAUUUUUCGUAGAAUCGAAAGCUCACUAAUUACGUUGAAGAGAAAGCAGCACUUAAAGCACGGGACAUGCAUUAGUCAUCUUUGCCGUGUAUGCAAUUAUACCCACAAAAUUCAACUUAACAAGGCAUUUGGGCCUAUAAUUGUGUUCAGAAAUCGUCUGUCUUAUUGCCUUUUAUAUGAUGUCAGUCAAGUGUACCGUCAUAGAAUAUAUUGUAGUUUACUUUACAUGACGAGAAGUCCACCAAAUAAUCAUAGAUCAUGUGGAACUAUUGGACUAAAAAUAAUAAUAAUAAUAAUAAUAAUAAUAAUAAUAAUAAUAAUAAUAAUAAUAAUAAUA
Messenger RNA from Anneissia japonica, 1817 nucleotides. RefSeq names its product neurogenic locus notch homolog protein 1-like. Gene Ontology annotation, cellular component: plasma membrane; protein-containing complex. The transcript has 7 exons. The coding region runs from base 196 to 1290 and encodes 364 amino acids. Gene Ontology annotation, biological process: heterophilic cell-cell adhesion; establishment or maintenance of epithelial cell apical/basal polarity. Gene Ontology annotation, molecular function: calcium ion binding. Lineage: Eukaryota; Metazoa; Echinodermata; Crinoidea; Comatulida; Comatulidae. The record is from RefSeq and is a predicted model, not a curated record.